Messenger RNA from Callithrix jacchus (white-tufted-ear marmoset), 13461 nucleotides. Its product is annotated as putative tetratricopeptide repeat protein 41. Lineage: Eukaryota; Metazoa; Chordata; Mammalia; Primates; Cebidae. The record is from RefSeq and is a predicted model, not a curated record. Gene Ontology annotation, cellular component: Cul4-RING E3 ubiquitin ligase complex.
CUUAAAAUGUUGCAAUAAAUUUCUGAAAAAGGUCAGAAGCUUUUUUGACUAGUUAAUAGAUUGUCUUAUAACUUUUAGUUAUAAAGAGCUAUGCUAAGGCCGGGUGUAGUGGCUCAUGCCUGUAAUCCCAGCGCUUUGGGAGUCUGAGGUGGGCGGAUCAUGAAGUCAGGAGUUUGAGACCAGCCUGGCAACAUAGUGAAACCCCAUCUCUACUAAAAAUACAAAAAAAUUAGCCAGGCAUGGUGGCAGGCGCCUGUAAUCCCAACUACUUGGGAGGCUGAGAUAGGAGAAUUGCUUGAACCCAGGAGGUGGAGGUUGCAGUGAGCCGAGAUCGUGCCAUUGCACUGCAGCCCAGGCGACCUUGCGAGACUCUGUCUCAAAAAAAAAAGAGCUACAAUACAUGCAGUGAUAUUAUUGAGGCUGCUUUAUCACAAAAUAUGAAUUUAGACAUUUGCAGCAGAAAUAAUAAUAGGAAUAGCAAACAUUUAUUGAGGACUUUGUGUAGAACUUGCAGAUUCUAAAAUGUGUAUUAAACAGUAAUAGCUUGAUUGAGAAUCUGUUGGGAAGGAUAUUUCUUUUUUUUUUUUUUUUUGAGACGGAGUUUCGCUCUUGUUACCCAGGCUGGAGUGCAAUGGCGUGAUCUCGGCUCACUGCAACCUCUGCCUCUGGGUUCAGGCAAUUCUCCUGCCUCAGCCUCCUGAGUAGCUGGGAUUACAGGCACGCACCACUGUGCCCAGCUAAUGUUUUGUAUUUUUAGUAGAGACGGGGUUUCACCAUGUUAACCAGGAUGGUCUCGACCUCUUGACCUUGUGAUCCACCCGCCUCGGCCUCCCAAGGUGCUGGGAUUACAGGCAUGAACCACCGCGCCUGGCCCGGGAAGGAUAUUUCUUUUUUUUUUUUUUAAAGAUGGGGUUUCACCAUGUUGGCCAGGCUGCUCUAGAACUCCUGACCUCUAGUGAUCCACUCACCUCGGCCUCCCAAAGUGCUGGGAUUACAGGCAUGAACCACCAUGCCUGGCCACAAUUUCUUAAUGAGAAGUCUACCUUCACAGUGUUAAAACAAAAAAUUUUUAAAAGACAAAGGUUUAUGAGGUGCUUAUUAUAAAAGGCCUCAUUUAAUCUCAUCACAUGGGUACAGUCAGUAUUCCAGAUUUACAGCUGCAAAAACUGUCAGAGUCAGACCCCGAGGCAAGGUUUAUAUGACUCUGAAGUCCAUGCUCGACCUCUGGGAGUGUACCAAACAAAGAAGGAGGCGCCACUGUGAUGCCAGUUGCUGCUAUCAGGUGGGUCAGGGACAAAAUAUUAAAUAACAUUGAUUCUCUAGUGCAAAAGUUGAACCUUUUCAAUUCUGUUUCAGUCUUACUGAUUAUGGGAAGAGAAAGUCAGUUUGGUACCUCUAAGUACAUGUUAAUCUCCCUUUCCAAUAAAAAGAGCUAUAUUUAACUAGAAUUUAAUUACAUUGUUUUCUUUUAAAUGCACUUACUUCUUUAGAGACAGGGCCUCGCUGUCACUCAGGCUGGAGCGCAGCUGUUGCAUCAUACUUCACUGCAGGCUGGACAUUCCUGGGCUCAAGCAGUCCUCCCUCUUUGGCCUCCUGAAGUGUUGGGAUUCUGACACCUGGCCUUAAUGCAUUUAUUUUUACAGCUACUGUCUAUUUGUGCCAUAUAAGGGUUUUUCCCCCCCACUUACAGUAAUAAUGAAAUAUUUCUAGUAAAAUUUUGUUUUGUUUUGUUUUUUUGAGAUAGAAUGUCACUCUUUUGCCCAGGCUAGAGUGCAGUGGCCCAAUCUUGGCUCACUACAACCUCUGCCUCAUGGGUUCAAGUGAUGCUCCUGCCUCAGCCUCCCGAGUAGCUGGGACUACAGGCGUGUGCCACCACAUCUGGCUAAUUUUUGUGUGUGUAAUUUUAGUAGAGACAGGGUUUCAUCAUAUUGACCAGGCUGCUCUCGAACUUCUGACCUCAUGAUCCGCCCACCUCGGCCUCCCAAAGUGUUGAGGUUACAGGUGUGAGCCACUGCGCCUGGCCAGCGUAAAAUUUUUUUGAGUUGAGUUGUUUUAAAGAAAAAUACACCAGGCAUGGUGCAUACCACUUUGGGUGGUUGACACAGGAGGAUCGCUUGAGGCUAGGAGUUCAAGACCAGCCUGGGAAACGUAGUGAGACCUUUAAAAAAAAAAAACUUAGCUAGGCACAGUGGCACAUAUCUGUAGUCUCAGCUGUUCGAGAGACAGGCAGGAGGAUUGCAUGAUCCCAGGUGUUUGAGGCUGCUGUGAGCAAUGAUGCCACUGCACUCCAGCCUGAGUUGACAGAGCAAUACCCUGUCUCAAAAAAUAAAAAAAUAAAAACACAUGUCCUAUUUUUCUGUGUUUUCUAUCCACUCAAAAAUAACUCCUUUUUUCAUUUAGCUUCCUGCUUUCUGUUGUUAAUUUCUUCCUCCUGUGAAAACUGGGAAAAAUUUUUUUUAUCAGCAAUUGUGAAGCAGAGUAUGGAGAGGACUAUUUUUUAAAGUUUUAAUUAUAAAAUAACUUUAUAGUAAUUUUGAUUAGAGAAGCAGUUUUGCCAUAAUACGAGUAUUAUUUUCUUUCUUUUUUUUUUCUUUUUUAGACAUAGGCUUGCUCUGUCACUCAGGGUGGAGUGCAGUGGCACCAUCUUGGCUCACUGCAACCUCCACCUCCCGGGUUCAAGCAAUUCCCUGCUUCAGCCUCCUGAGUAGCUGGGAUUAUAGGUGUCCACCAUCACACCCAGCUAAUUUUUGUAUUUUUAGUCAAUACAGGGUUUCACCAUCUUGGUCAGGCUGAUCUUGAACUCCUGACCUCAUGAUAUACCUGCCUCAGCCUCCCAAAGUGCUGGGAUUACAGGUGUGAGCCCCCAUACCUGGCCAUAAUAUGAGUAUUCUAAGACAGCUGCCAUGUUGUUUUUUUUUUUUCCUUUUUCCCUUGUGUGCAUUCAUUUUAAUAAUAAUGAUUAAUAUUUGUUGAGUAUUUGUUUCUAGGCACUGUUCUAAGCAUUUUGCAUCUAGUAACUUCUUUAAACUUUUCAACCACUCUGCAAUAUAAUGUUAUCCCUAUUUUACAGAUGAGGAAACUGAAGCACAGUGGAUUUAAGAAACUGACUGUAAGGACUUGAAUCCAGGGAAUUGGUCUUCUGAGCUUGGACCUUCAAUCUCUAUACUAUGCUGUCUCCCAUAUUUAGCAGUGAUUUAUUCACAUUGUUAUUAUUAUGGUCUAUAACUAAUUUUUUUCUUUUUUUCACUUAACACAAACAUUUUCUUCUUGCUAUAUAGUUCUCGGAUUUUUAAAGAAUCAACUUUAUUUUGGUAUAAUCUAUAUUCAAUAAAAUGCAUGCAUUUAAAGUGUUCAAUUGAUAAACUUUGAUGAAUAUCUAUACCUGUGUAACCACCACUAUAAUUUGGAUAUAGAACAUUUCCAUCAUUCUAGUUUCCUUGUGCCCCUUUCCAUUUAUAGCGUUUUCUCCCAAAAUUGUCUCCAACUAAAUGAGCUGCCUUCUAUAAUCAUUCUAAUUUUUUUAACUUUCUUUUUGAUCUAUGAGUUAUUUUUAUAUUUGUUAUUAUGUAAUGUAAUGUAAUGUCACUCUCUAUUCAUAUAGUAGUCCUUAUUCUGCAGUCUGCUGUUUUUUUCUGAAUAAUAAUAUAGGCCCCCUAGUUUAGUUUUAAAUAGUGUUUGCACAGUGUAUUUUUUCCAACCUUUUAUUUCAUCUGUCUCUUUAUAUUUAGAGUAGAUUUCUUCUAGGCAGCAUGUAGUGGGGUCUUGCUUUUUAAAUCUUAUCUCAUAAUCUUAUCUCAGCACUACAUGCUGCCUAUAUAAAGAGACAGAUGAAACAAAGGUUGGAAAAAGAUAUACUGUGCAAAUACUAUUUAAAAGUAAACUAGGGGGCCUAUAUUAUUAAAUUAAAUCUUAUGAGAUAAGAUUUAAAAAAAUGGGGAGGGAUUAUGAGAUAAGAUCUAAAAAGCAAGAUCCCAUUACAGCUGCCUAGGAGAAACAAUCUAGUUUAAUUAUUGAUGUCAUGGGAUUUCAAUCUGCCAUCUUGCUAUUUGUUUUCUGUUUGUCCCAUCUGUUUAUUUUUCUCUCUUUUUCAACAUUCUUUUGCACUAAUUGAUUAUUUUGAAUGAUGCCAGUUGAGCUAUCCUAUUGGCUUAUUAGUUAUGUUUCUUCUUAAAAUUUGUGUUAGUUACUCUAGGGUUUACACCCUUUUAACGUUUGUUAUUGCACAGGCCUACUGGUGGUCAAUUUACUUAGUUUUGUUUGUCUGAAAAAGUCUUCAGUUUUCCUUCAUUUUUAUAGACAUUUCACCUGAUACAUAAUUGUGGGUUGACCGUUUUUUUUCCCUAGUCAGUACUUUAAAGAAUUCACUUGGCUGGGGCAGUGGCUUCACCUAUAAUCUCAACACUUUGGAGACUGAGGUGGGAGGAUUGCUUGAAGCUAAGAGCUUGAGACUAGCCUGGGCAACAAAGUGAGACCCUGUCUCUACAAAAAAAAAAAAAAAGGAAUUCACUCAGUUAUCUUUUGUUUCUCUAUGUAAUGUGUCUAGGUGUUUUAUUUUUUUUUUAAUUUUCUCUUUUUUUUUGUAUUUAUGCUGCUUGGGUUUAUAUGAGUUUCUUGGAUUUGUGGUUUGAUGUCUUUCAUUAUUUUGGAACAUUCUAGCUAUUUCCUUCCCUCCCCUCAGCUGCCUUCUGCCUCAUUAUCUCACUCUUUUCUCAUUCUAGUACUUCAAUUUUAUCUAUUUGGAAUAGAUGAAGUUGUCCCAUAGUUCUUGGGUGCUUGGUGGUUUUUUCCUCUACGUUUUCCUCUUUGUGUUUUAGUUUGGAUUUCUGUUGUCCCAUCUUCACAUUUUCUGAUUCUUUCCUUUGCUGUGUUUAGUGUUCUAAAAAGACUGAUGAAGGAAUUCAUCUCUGAUACCAUGUUUUUUCUUUCUGAUGUUUUCAUUUGAUUCUUUCUCAUGGUUUUCAUCUCUUUGCUGAAACUUUACCUCCAUUUCAUCUCUUUGCUGAAACUUUAUAUCCAACAAAAUAUGCAUGUUUUACAUAUUUUCCAUUAGCUUUCUUUCUUCCUUUCUUUAAUUUUUUUUGAGAUGGAGUUUUAUUCUUGUUUCUCAGGCUGGAGUGCAAUGGUGUGAUCUUGGCUCACUGCAACCUCUGUUUCCUGGGUUCAAGCGAUUCUCCUGCAUCAACCUCCUGAGUAGCUGGGAUUAUAGGCAUGUGCCACCUCCCCUGGCUAAUUUUGUAUUUUUAGUAGAGAUAGGGUUUCACCAUGUUGGUCAUGUUGGUCUCAAACUCCUGACCUCAGGUGAUCUACCUGCCUUGGCCUCCUAAAGUGCUGGGAUUACAGGCAUAAGCCACCACACCUGGCCCUCCACUAGCUUUUCAUAACCAAUUACUCAUAGCUAUUUAAAACUUAUUCAAAGUUUCCAAUAUUUGACUCAUCUCUUAGUGUAAUUCUGUUGAUAUAUCUAUUGAUAAUGAACUGGUAGUGAAUAAAAUAGGAAUGACCUUUGAUCAUUGGGGAAUACAAGAAGGUAGAGUCUGCAAGGGCCAAUAAUCUAUCUUGAGCCUCCUGCAUGACUGGUGAGAUGUCUAUUAAUAAAAUCCCCCUGCUGUCUAUUCUGCCAUCUUUCAGAAUUUUUUUUUAAUGGUAUGAGAUUAUGGUCUAAAUUCCUCUUUUUUACAUUGCCACCUAUUUAUUGCAGUACUGCUUAUUGGAUAGGUGCUUCCCACCCACCAAUUUUAUAGUGUCUGCAUGACCCAGGGUCUUAUCUUUAUACUAUGGAGGCAUGAUACUGUAUGUGUUCUGGAGUCAGAAUGACCCGUGUUUCAAUCCUGGCUCUCCACUUCCUAGCUCACUGACUUUGGAUUUGCUGUUUAUCCUGUCUGCACUUGUGCUUCGUCAUGCAUAAAGUAGGGUGGUAAUCCUAGCUAUCAUAGGAUUGUGAGGACAAUUCCAUGUGAAGGGUUAACACUUUUUAAAAAGGUACUGCAUUAUAUUAUUGUCAGGUGAUCUUGAUGAAAAAUUGUUCUAUAACGUGAUAUGAUUUUUCCACAAGUGAAAGCAAUAAACGUAACCAAAGGAAAGCAGUAUUUGGCAUGGAAAUGAGUCAUAUCAAGAAAAAGCUCAUAAAAGUAGGUUACCAUGCUUUUUUUUCUGAGCUCUUGCAAGCAUAGCUAUGACUUUGUUGGAGGGUGCAUGUUAACUCAGUGGAAUUAAAUUCGUGGAGGUGAGUGGAAUGUUGUAUGAGCCUGCAUAACUUAAGAUUAAAAAAAAAUUCCCUGAAUUCUACCAGGUUCUUAGAUGCAGAUUUCCUUGCCUUUCAGCUGCCAGCUGCUUUCAGUCCAGGACCUUUGUUCCUCCUGUCCUCACUUCAUCUUCAUACCUGCUUUCAUUCUUGCUUCUGGUCACAGUCAUGGGUCUUCCUUGGUUUGUUCUGCUCUUACAGACACUGGGCUCCUUUUCUGGGUUUGUUUUCUUUUUCACACUGUCAGCAAGUGCCCUUGCAUAACUCCCAAAUGUAUACGGGACAGAAGUAGCAGCUGGCCGCAGGGACACUGAGAAGGUAGAAUGGGAGGCUUGGGGAAAGAAGGGGAGGCCUCUGGCCUGUGCCCACUCACCUUCUGGUUCUCAGUUCUUCAGCAAAAGCUUUGGAAGAAGAGGGGAGACACGCACUGCCUGUAACUUAAAAUGAAUGUUUUUUCUUUUUCAGUCCUAACUUAAACUGGAUUGUUUUUCAACUCUGACCUGUCCCUUGGUUGGCAUCUCUCACCUUCCAAUACUGAUAAGAAUCCAUUUUCAAGAAAUAUUUCCAUGUGUCCAUAGCAAACAUAAUUGGGAGGAAGACGUAGAAGCAGUGGAGAUCGGUGGCUGUGCCACGAUGAAAAUUGUUAUAUUUUAUGCAUAGCAUUGUCUCUAAGCAAACAGAAAUGAGCCAGAAGACAAAUGAGAAUAUAGAGAGGUAUACCCAAUUUUUUCAAAAGCCCCAGAAACCCAUUCAGCCUUACAUCUGUUCGACUCCGAAUGAUUUUCAAGAAGAGAGAGACUUCUUGGCAAACAACAUCAUCCCUCAGCUUAAUGAACUCUGCAAUUCCUAGGGCACACAUUUCAAAGUCGUGGACCUGAGUUGGUCAGCACUGAAGGCCCCGAAAUCCUCACCCACCCACCUGUUAAGACAGUAUUCUUGUCUUUGUUCCCAGCAGCUGAAGCUCUGCCUUGACUAUGUGGACAGCUGCUUUCCCUUUUUCAUCUGCAUGCUGGGUCAGACAUACGGAAACUUCCUCCCUGACUACUCACAUUUCAUGACCUCCACAGUGACUCACUUGUCAAACUUAUCCAAAGUAGAACAGAAUCUCUACGUUGCUGCAAAAAAUGGUUAUCCUUGGGUUCUGGAGAAUCCCAACUGCAGUCUGAAAGAGAUAAUCCAAGCAGCAUUUCUGAAUCAAUCUCGAUUUCAGUAUUUUUGCUUUAGGACUGGAGCCACCCUGCUGAAGGGUUUAGAUUAUGAGGAAAAGGAAGAGAGGCUACCCUCAAGUUCAUCGAUGAACGAAGAGGAAAAAUUGAGGAUUGGAAAGCUUAAGGCCAAGAUUAUUAGUAAAGGGCUCCCUGUGAGAUUUUACAGUGAUCUCCACCAGUUGGGUGAGCUGGUUUUCAAGGACUGGUCAGUUGUGAUAGAAAAACUUCAUCCAGCCACUGCAAAGAUUGAAAAUGUAGGUUAGUAAAUGUAGAGAUAACUAAGUCUGUUAUCAACAUAAAGGUAAUAUUUUUGUAGUUCUUCCUUGUGAAGGAAUUUUUAAAUGAUUGCAAAUAUUCCUUAAACAUUUAAAAAUUAUUAUUAUGUUCUUGUUCUUUCUCCACUUUGAAGAUUUUUGCAACUGAAGAUAAGAGCAAGUGAUGAGUCAGUUAUGGAAGAUUUUUUAGGGAGUUAAGGAGCUCAGAGAAGACCCAAAAUAUCUGCAGUUAAUAAGUGAGUCUAGAGCAGUGGUUCUCAACCACGGCUGAUUUUGCUCCCUCAAGGGACAUUUGGCCAUGUCUGAAAACAUUUUUGGUUGUCACAAUUGGGGGAGAGCUACUGGCAUCUAGUGGGGAGAGGCCAGGGAUACUGACAAGCAUCUACAGUGCACAGGACAGCCCCAUAAUAAAGAAUUACCCAACCAAAAAUGUCAAUAGUGAUGAGGUGGAGAAAUCCUCAGCUAAGAAGAAGAGAAUCAACUUUUAUUCAUUUUUUGGUGCUUUGGUUAUUUUAUUACAUUUAAUCUUCAAGGUUUAACCCUGCAAGAUAAGUAUUAUAAUUCUGAUUCUGCAGAUGAGCAAAUGAAAGCUGCUGUGUAGCAGUGAAGUGGCUUACCAAUGUCACAAAACUAGUGAGGGACCAAUCUCGGAUUUGAAACCAGAUCCCUCUUACUCUAAAAUCUGUGGCUGCUCUCUUUCACCUUUUUUUAUGUAAGUGUGAUUAAUGGAUUGGCAGCCUCGGCAUCACCUAGGGAGCUUGUUAGAAAGGUAGAAUCUUGAGCCCCGUUUCAGGUCAACUGAAUUAAAAUUUGCAUUUUAACGGAUGACCAGGAGCUUUACAUGUAAGUUAAAGUUUGAGAAUCAUUGCCUGAUCAUAUUGCCUCUAAGUGAAAUGAUUACCAUUAUUUUGGGAAAUAAUUUCCUGUGGACACGAACCAGAUUAAAAAGAAAAGAGUCUGUCACCUAGACAGACUUCAGGAGGGAUCUGUGAUGAUUAUAUGAAAAACAGAAUAUAUGAAAAUAAUAUGAAAUUGUAUGGAAAAUAGAAUGUUUAUAUGCCUGUGUGUGUUUUGGGGAUAAGAAGAUGGCCUGUGUCUUUGAUCAGAUUCUCAGAAGGCUAACGACCCAAAAAAGGUUAUGAAUUCCUGAUGAAACGGCCCAAUUAACAUAAGGAGGCAAAAUGGUGGCAGGCGGUACAUUCUCAAAUACUUUCAGGGACCAGGCACACAAUAGUCCUUGUAAUGUGAUAGGGAGCAGAUGGAUCUGUACUGAGCAGGAGAGUCAUUUGAAUUCAGUGGUGGUGGUGAAGACAAACCUCUGCAGGCUAGACAAAACUCUGCCUAGAAGCCAAAUCAUCUGGACCUGGAAAAAGAACAUUGUAUCAGUCUCAACUCUUGGUUGCAAGUGACUCAAACCAAUUUCAACAGAAAGAGAAUUUAUUAGCUUAUAUAACUACAAAGCCGGGAUUAAGUCUGAUUCAGCUCAGGCUUCAUUCAUUUGCUCCAAUCAUGUUACCAGAUCCUUGUCUCUGACUACUUCUCAGCCUGGCCCUGCUGUCCUGAUGUUAGCUCAUCACCUUGGCUCCUCUAUCGUGACGGCAGAGGAAGAUGGGCCAUAGUAGCUCCAGGUUCAAGUCCAGCAGAAAUGGCUCAAAGUCCUAGCAUUCCUAACACUGAGUCUUUCUGGCUCUGAUUAGCCUGACCUGGGCCAUAUGCUUUCAUCUGAUUCAAUCACUGGUGCCGAGGGAAUGUGAUGCUCUGAUUGGCUAGUUGGACCUAGAAGUGGAGUUAGACUCAUUGGAAUUGUAUGAACUGAGAUUUGGGUUGGGUAGAUCCCCAGUGAUAAUCUAGGGCUGUUACUGAAACUAGGGGAGGGUGAUUGGAUGUUGAGCAGCCAAAAAGAACCCACAUAUUUAUAACAGGCUUGGGGUUUUAGAAUCCAACAGACAUGUCCUUGAAUAUUGUGUUUUUCAGCUCCUAGCUAUGUGACCGUGAAUGCAUUACUUAAUAUUGAUAAACCAUAGGUUUUUCUUCUGUAAAAUGGGUUAACAUUAGCCACUUUGAGAGUAAUUAUGUAAACCACUAAAAACAGCACUGGGCACAUAUCAGGCACAGAGUUAAUAACUAGUGAGGAUGAAUAAUAACAAGUGGGUUCUAGAAGAAUAUAUACGUUUGGUUAAAGUCAGAAAUGUGGUUAACAUUAAUAUUCUUUUAGUCAUAUCAACCUGAACUGCAUCUGUUGAUUAAUAUCCGCUAAUGUGUUCAAGAAUAUAGCCUUUCUGGGUUUUGGGGUUAAGGUCAUAUUAUUGCUCUGUAAUAUUCUUAGUCUUUGAUUUUGGAUAUCGCUGAAAGGUUAGCUUGUUUUAGACUUUAUUCUUGAAUGUAUCUAUCUGGUCUAAAUGUCUGAAUUAGAAGGCAUGGAAUGGAUGGAUUAUUUAAAAAUAAUGCUUCCUUCCAUUAGAAAGAAGUCGUAAAUUCUUUCUUUUUUGGAUCUUCAGUGCUCUUUAAUCACUUAGGUAACUCCAAAAUCUCAUAGUCCACAGUUAGGGUAGUGAUAGGCCAAUUGUGCAGCUGGUAGUUAUUGUAAGACAAUAUGGAACUAUUAGUUUACACUCUUGACCCAUAGAAGUACUUCUGAGGUCCUUGAAGAUCUCUGAGACUAGUGCAUGAGGUUCAGGGUUAGUGCAAGAGGACUGUUAGACUGUGUGGUCAUCCAAAUUCUGUUUAAGAUCUUGAAACUCGAAGCUGAUCUUGGCCAGCCUGUGGAUCCUCCAGGUCCGUUCUGGUCCUGUCUGAGCCAUGAGGCAGCCCAGUUAACUAUGAAGGUAUAAUGUGAGUAUUUUGGGAACCAGUCAGAGUAACCUCUCUGGUGUUUCUUUUCCUGCAUGUGUUGAUAACAGCCUUCACUCCUUAAAAAAAAAAAAAAAAAAAGGGAACAUGGGUGUCUCCAGAGACAGGAGGGCAUUUUGGGAGCCCAGAACACCCUGACUUAAAUUAGGCAAUGAAUUUAGAAUUGCAGUAAAUUGAAACUGGAAGAAACUUCAGAAAUCAUCCAUUUUCUGGCCCUUCCUGCUUAUUUUACCAAAGAGUUUUAAAAACUUGCCCAGUGGCAGAGCUGCCAUGGCUGUCAUCCUUAUUAGGGAAUUUGCCCUAAAAAUAUACCCCACUCCCUUAACCUCUGUCAUAGAUUGGCACACAUACAUACCUCACAAGACUGAAUUAGAUAACUUCCUACUUAGCUAACUGUUUGAAAAAAUGACUUGCAUUGCAUAGCAAGCCUAUUUUUUUUUUGCCCUUGUCAUUCUGAGGUCAUGAAAUAACUUGGAAUCCUAAGUAGGAUUCUGUGUACAAAAGCAGAAGAAAAAUUCAAUUGUUUUCCUGUAGUUUUCUUUCAUUCGUAUAUUGAAUGGGCUGUGAAAUAUGGAGCCAAAUAGAAGGUGAUACAGUUACAGAGAUACCUUCCUGGGCAUUUGUAAUAACAUGUGCAAUCGAAAAUGUGAAACUACAAAUCUAAGUUAUUAAAAUGUAUCUUUUUGACUAUCAAGAUUGCAAGCACAACUUUGAACGUUCCUAACAUGAAGAAUUUUCUGAGAAGUGCGAGCAAAUGUUUGUUAUUUCCAAGGAGUCAAACAGGACCUUUGAAAUCUUGGAAAAUUUUGCCUUGAAGGAUGUGGAAUUUGAUUUUAACAAUACAGCAGCAGGUUCCAGUUUAGAUGUUGUCCCCAGGUAAGAUGUCAAGAAAUCCCAAGCUCAGGCAGAACAGCCUGACUUUGGUAAACGCAAUCCCCCACACUUGAAAUGCCUUUUCUAACUUUCCCCAUUCUAUGCUCAUCCCUUCCUGCAAGGGACACCCCCUAAAGGUGUCACCCCAGGGUUAGAAUUUUCUUAUCCAAUAUCACUCUGCAUUUCGCAAAGCUUUUCUGGUAUCUCACAUAGUUUCUUCCAGUGUCCUCAAGAAGAUUAGACACUUCCAGAGUUCAGGGAACCAGCUUCUUUUUUCUCCCAUACAUCAAAGGUUGUCUAAGUAAUUUUUGAGAAUGAUGGAGUGACUUUAAAGAUAAAAAAUUAGAUGAUGAAAUAUGAGUAAUGCAUCUGCAUAAUAUUGUGUAAUUUACAAAGAGCUUCCACAUGUAUCAUCAGCUCAUUAUUAAUUACAUUCAGAUAUUCAGCUAGCACUUAUGAAAAUGAUAUGGACCAUAUUAUUAUUUGUGUUUGUGUGUAAAGAAUCAGCUUAUCUUGAGCUGGGCAUGGUGGUGUAUGCCUGUAAUCCCAAUUACUCAGGAGGCUGAGGCAGGAGGAUCCCUUGAGCCUGAGUUUGAGCCCAUCCUGGGUAACAUGGUAGGUCUCCAUCUCUAAAGAAAAAAACCGGUUAUCUUACCCAAUAUAUACACUCCUUUAUUGUUUUAUCCAGUGUCCUCUACAAUAAAACCUCCAUAUCUUUCUCACCCUGGGUGGUGAAAUACAGUGUUCACCACCAUUAGGAGGCUGAGGCCAGCAAUGAGAGAGCUGGGGUUAUCCAUGGUAUCCCUACUAGUCUCAUCCCUGGAAACGGGAGGUUCUUAGGAUAGUGUUAUUUCUUCCAUUCUCAUUUUCCAGUUCUUACCAUGUAUCUCGUGUCCUGUGAGAGAUUUGUGCUUUGAAAUAAAACUGCAGUGCUGGGAUGGCUAAGGGCUGUCUUUCACCAUUGCUGCCCUAGGUUCAGAACCUACUGGUCUAGUUCACUCAGGGAUAGGGCUACCAACAUUCUUGUGGUUCUGGGAACCCAUGCGAAGAGGAAGACAGUUUAUUCCGUUAAUACAACAUGGUGCUCCAUCAGUAUUUUCAGACUACAGGAGAAACAUGUAGGUCGUGUGUUAAGGAUGUUGGGUUUAAGCAGACAAAUUUACAGAGACAGAAAGUUGAUUAGUGGCUGUUGGGGGAAGAGAGUAGCAAAAAAUGGAGAAUGAUUCUUAGUAGGUACAGAGUUUCUUUUUGGGGGUGCUGAAAAUGUUCUGGGAUUAGAUAGCAGUGAUGUUUGUACAACCUUGUGAAUAUAAUGAAACCCAUGGAAGGGCACACUUUAAAAUGGUGACUUUUGUAGCCUAUGAAUUGUUUCUCACUUAGGUUAUGAUUUUAAGUGUUUCAGAGUGGAUGAUAAAUGUAAUAAAUUUUAUUGCAGUUGAACAACUCAAAUUAUUGUGCUCAAUUAAAAUACAACAAUUAAAUAAGUCCUUUUAUAUCACAUACAUGAAAACAUUCAGGGCUUUGUUUGCUUUGCUGUUUGGAAACAAUGCUCUGUACCUGAAGUUCCUGAAUGGUGUGUCUAGGUCAACAGAAAAAGAAUGUUCUUUUUUUUUUUUAUCUUUUACAUUAUUUUAAUACAGUCUCCUGCGAGCAGUAACACGUUGGUAAACUUUCGGCAGAAGUGCAUUCCUAAAUAAGUAAACCCAAGGCAACAGUUGACAAAAAGGUAAAGAAAGAAGUAGGUUUAUUUUAAAAUAGUGUCCUUUGGUAUUUCUGGGGGAUUGGUUCCAGGACCCUCACGGAUACCAAAAUCCUUGGAUGCUCAUGUCUCUUUUAUAAAAUGGCAUCGUAUUUGCAUGUAACCUACAGAUUCUCCCAAAUACUUUAAAUCACCUCUAAAUUAUUUAUAAUACCUACAGUGUAAAUGCUGUCCAAAUAGUUGUUAUACAGUAUUGGUUUUUAAUUUGUAUUUUUAAUUGUUAGAUUAUUAUUAUUAUUAUUAUUCUUUUUUUGA